Molecule: messenger RNA, 1240 nt
Organism: Pomacea canaliculata
Lineage: Eukaryota; Metazoa; Mollusca; Gastropoda; Architaenioglossa; Ampullariidae
Product: 2,3-dehydroadipyl-CoA hydratase-like
Exons: 7
Coding region: 15-905 (296 amino acids)
Molecular function (GO): catalytic activity
Source: RefSeq, a predicted model, not a curated record
CACAUGAUCAAAACAUGGCGACAUUAUUAGGGCGUUUAUUAUCUCUGCCUAAGAAGCAUAUGACUUUUGCUGCGAUGGAUACUUCAGCAGAUGCAAAUGAAAUUGAAGACUCAGUUAUGGUGGAAAAGUUUGGAAAAGUGAUGACCAUAGGUAUAAAUAGACCAGAUGUACGGAAUUGCGUGAAUCCAACCACUGCUGAUCGACUAAUAGCAGCCUUCAACCAAUUUGAGCUUGACUCAGAGGCAUUGGUGGCUGUGCUGUAUGGCAAGGGGGGAUGUUUUUGUGCUGGCUUUGAUCUGAAGGCUUUAGCAAAAGGUGAACUGGAUCCCCUUUCUUAUCAUGAUCCAAACUCUGGGACAAGAGCUGCCAUGGGUCCCACAAGGAUGGCAUUCAGCAAACCUGUGAUUGCUGCCAUAGAUGGUUAUGCUGUAGCUGGCGGUCUGGAACUAGCAUUAAUGUGUGAUCUGCGGGUAGUAGAAGAGUCAGCUGUGAUGGGAGUCUUCUGCAGACGCUUUGGUGUCCCUCUAAUAGAUGGAGGCACCAUGCGCCUGCCUGCUCUCAUUGGACUGUCCCGAGCUCUAGAUCUUAUCCUAACAGGCCGACCUGUAUCUGCCAAAGAAGCAUUUGAUAUUGGACUAGCCAACAGAAUAGUGGCAACAGGAACUGCUCUAGGACAGGCCUUGCAGCUGGCUAACAGUCUUGUCAAGUUUCCUCAGGCAUGUAUGAGGGCAGACAGAGCCUCCUGCUACUACUCCACAUUCCAGGCUGCAUCUAUGCAGGAGGCACUCCAGCAAGAGUGGACUGCAGGCAUUGAGGUCAUCAAAUCAGAAGCCAUACAAGGUGCCAACAGAUUUGCAAAAGGAGCAGGACGUCAUGGUGACUUUACUGGUGGUUCAAAGUUGUAGACUGUCCAGAGAAGUUGAAAAAGUCACAGUACAUGUACUAUACAGACUCCUGAGACUUUUGUUACAAUGCUAAUUAAAUUAAAUUUAAAUGUCAGAUCAUAAAAUGAUUACUUACAGAAAGAUUAUUUUGCCUGGGUGGUGAGUUAUUUUAUAUUUUUAUGGGUUUUUUUCAUGAACUUCAUCUUUUUUGAUUAAAUAUGUAAUGUUAAUGCAUAAGCAUUGAAAAAAGAGCAGGAAUGCCUUAUGACCUAAAUAACACGAGUGCCCAGGUACUACAAAAACCAGGAAAUAAAAAGGCACAUCAUAUUGUCAAUAAAGAUUACAAAUGUAAUAAA